This is a messenger RNA of Adineta ricciae, 534 nucleotides long. NCBI's taxonomy places the organism in Eukaryota, Metazoa, Rotifera, Eurotatoria, Adinetida, Adinetidae. The record is from the annotation of a GenBank genome assembly.
AUGUCUUCAGACGAUGCAAUUGAAUCGGCGCAAAAAGCUGUGCUAGACGAAGUUACAAAACAGGACUAUGAGUUAAGACAUGUUGAUCCCCCGGGCACGCCAUUAUCAACAACACAAGCAAAAGUUUUACUCGAAGUGCAAGGUGGCAAACAUGAACUUCAUCAUGUCGAACCACCAGGCACACCGUUGUCCACUACUCAAGCGAAAGUUCUUCUAGAAGUGCAAGGUGGCAAACACGAACUUCACCAUGUCGAACCGCCAGGCACACCGCUGUCGACCACUCAAGCGAAAGUUUUACUCGAAGUGCAAGGUGGCAAACAUGAACUUCACCACGUUGAACCACCAGGCACACCGCUGUCGACUACUCAAGCUAAAGUUCUGCUAGAAGUACAAGGUGGUAAACACGAACUUCACCAUGUCGAUGAACCGCCUAAAGAAGGAUUGAGCGAUGCCGAAAAGCAAGCUUAUUUUAACGAAAAGCAAGCUUAUUUGAACGAAAAACAAGCUUAUUUGAACGAAAAACAAAAGCAGUAA